AUGGCGGCCGCAUCAGGUCAAACAACACAGCGUCUUCUACGCGAAUUAAAAGACUAUACUAAGUCACCAAAUGAAGCUCUCCUCCACCUUGGCCCUGUUGAUGAUGAGGAUUUGCUCCGCUGGGAGGCGGUCCUGAAGGGUGUGAAUGGGUCUCCCUACGCAGGCGGUCUCUGGCAUCUCCGCAUCGCCAUCCCACAUAACUACCCUCUUGCGCCACCAACCAUCACCUUCACAACCCGCAUAUCCCACCCUAAUAUAUCCUUCACGACUGGCGAGAUCUGCCUUACGCUUCUAACCACCGAACACUGGAGCCCUGUCUAUACACUUUCGUCAACCCUCACUGCAAUCCAUCAGCUGUUGACGGACCCACAGCCUGACUCCCCGCUCAAUGUUGAUGUUGCCGCACUACUCCGAGAUGGUGACAUUCCUGCUUGGGAGAGUGUGGUUCGGUAUUGGACGAGCGAAGAGCGGUGGCAGGGGGCUGGGAAUCUGGGGCAGUGA
This is a messenger RNA of Penicillium odoratum, 501 nucleotides long. RefSeq names its product putative ubiquitin conjugating enzyme (UbcJ) (gene pex4). The record is from RefSeq and is a predicted model, not a curated record. Lineage: Eukaryota; Fungi; Ascomycota; Eurotiomycetes; Eurotiales; Aspergillaceae. Bases 1 to 501 code for a protein of 166 amino acids. The transcript has 2 exons.